GAAACCCAUUUCAUCAUCAGCAGCAUGUCUUGGAAGGCAAGAAGCUAUCAGUAUUGCUGCCAUCCUUGGCAUCCCAUGUACACUAAAAGAAAAAAUCUGCAAUAUGUUGAUUCUGGGUGAUGAAGAUGGGGGGACAGCUUGGCCUGUCAUUGAGGGUAAUGACAACAGACUUGAGGACUGCACUUCAUUUGACGUGAUCAUUGAUGGGUUGGCUGUCAGCAGCUCCACUUGUCUCCUGACAUCGGUGAAAGUGUAUUUAGCCAGCUUUUAUGUUUUCAAUUUGGCUUAUCCCACAUGCCUCAGGAAAACUUUGUCUUUUUUCCAGAAAAUUGUCCUGAACAUCCAAGACAAUAUUCCUCUCGACCGCAGUGUUAUAUCUUGCCUGGACAAACUUAAUAGGUACAUUUGACUGUGACCAUUUUUCUUGGUUAAAGCAAUGUGUUACUAACAUAAACCAAGUAACUGCAUUUGACUCAGUAGUUCCUCUUGAUCAAAGCAUUGUGUCUUACUAGAUAAACAAGUUACAUGUACAUAUACUGCAUUUGACUCAGUAUGUUCCCCUCGAUCAGAUCAUUGUGUGUUUAUACUAAAGUAAACCAAGUUAAGCUGCAUUUGACUCAUCAGUAUUUUUCCUCUUGAUAAACGCAUUAUGUCUUACUAUGAACAAGUUUUACUGCAUUUGACUUAGUAUGUUCCUCUCAAAGUAUUGUGUCUUACUAAAAUAAACCAAGUUAAACUGCAUUUCACUUAAUUAGCAUGUUCCUCUUGAUCAAAGCAUUAUGUCUUGUUAAGAUAAACUGAAUAUUCUUCUUAAAGGUACAUUACAGGAUUGAUAAGGAUCACUCAAAUACUUUAAUUGUUGAAUUUCUGUUUGAAAGCUUAAUGGUUAUGAAGUUAGUACUAGGACUGUGAAAUGUUUCCCCCUGAAAUAAGGGCAUAUUCGAAAAAACUACCUGAUAAUCUAAAAACAAACAACAUCUGAUUUUGUUUGUUAACAACCCAAAUUGACCAUAUGUGUACAAAAUAACCAUUGUUCAUUGAUUUCUCUAUAACAUUAAUAACGAUUUUGAUACAAAUCACAAGUUUGUUUUAAGAUGUAAUUGAAUUGAAUGCAUCCAACCAAAAGCCAAUCCUGUAUCGUACCUUUACCCUAAGAAUUAAAUCUUACUUGUGACAAUUCACUUCAAAUAGUUUUGACAGGGUGCCUUUGGAAUAGUGGAUGGGCCUCUGGCAAAAUAUUGACUUGACAGUUGUUGUAUUAUUCCAGUGUUCGUUGGAAGUUUUCUUCUUAAAUAGGGAGGGGGGGUAACCUGAAACAUAGGAAAGUAAAUAGUUUUCCUUGAAUAUUGUUGUGAACAGAGGCAUUAUAUCCAUGUUUUUACAACACGUGUGAUUCAGGAUGUCAUUAUCUCUUAUAGCAAUUUGAUAAUCUCAGUUUGAACAUCAUAAUUCUUACAUCAUUGGGCAUCAUUUGUGUUAAGAAAAAAAUGCAUUUUGAAUAGACUGAAAUGUUUGCAUAAAAGAUGUAGGGAUGUAAAUUUAAAUUAGUGUCAAUGGAGCUUUUUCUCAAAAAGUAGCAGUUGUACCUGGCCACGGUGACCCCCAGUUAAAAACAAUGAUGUUCUUGAUUAUAACAACCCCAGAUCUGCCAAAUGUAAUGUCAUUUGGACAAAAAUAUAAUGACAAAUAUGGAGAAAAUAUAUACAGUCGUAAACAUUGGGCAAAAACCCUCUGUUGGUACUUUUUUUUUAAAUGUCAUCUUGUAUAUUUGAAGGAAUUUUUAGCAGAUAAAUAAAAUUGAAGGGAAACUGUAGGGGUUCAAGAACCCUCUUUUGAGAAAGUAAAGGGUAAAUGAGUGUGCUAAUUUUAAACAAGCAAUUUUAUCACAUUAUUUAUUUAUAAAUUGUGUGGAGUUCAAUGAACUUUGAGUCACCAUUGUAUUAGUUAUGCCUUGUUGAGAUUAAAUUUGAAUUAAAGAAUUUUCAGAAUGUAUAAAGUUGUCGAAGUAUACUUUCUAGUAAGAUUUUAAUUUAUAAUCCAUCUUAAAUUCUAAAUGGUUUCUUUCAUGGAAAACAGUUUAGAAAAUGAUUUUGUUUUUGGAUGAACAAUUUUCCAUUUUUUGUUUGAUGAUGCAACAAUACACAAUGUCCAGGUACAUCAAAAGAACGUGGGAAGACAUUCCUGACUGAUGCCAACUAGUCAAGAUUUAAAUUGUUGCUUUGACUAAUGCCAUUAGUCAAAUCAACGAACGACCUAAAGUGAAGUACUGGACCAAGAUUAAAAGUCGCUGGACUAAUCUAAAAAGUCGCUGGACUAAGCCAAAAUGUUGAUGGACUAAACAUUAGUCGUAUGAGACAUCUUUUUAGUCAAGUCACUGGACUAAUGUAAACUAGUCACAUUUCUGACUAAAUCCUUAGUCAUGCUCAGACUUUUGACUACUUAAAAUUAGUCGUGUCAGACAUGACGCUGGACUAUUUUUUUUUAGUCAAAUUGACUAAUUAAUUUUUAGAGUGUACCACGAUACAGGCAAAUAGACGAUGCCUGCUUUGUCGUCAAAAACGUGAAGGCAUUGAGUGUAUAUUUGAAGGUGAAGACGAUACCCCCGAGUCAGAGAAAGACAUUGAUGCGCAUCACAAUCAGUCCGCAGAGGAUAGCGAAGCAGCUCAUGCAUCGAGACUAGACAGAAAAUGUGCCGUGUGCUUGAGUCUUCUAUGGAACGCCGAUGGGGCAGUAGUCAGUGAAUUUUCUAAUGCGGUUCCGAGGUAUCUUAACAGCCGUCUGUGCGGUAUCCUGUCGUCUCUGUGCAUAAUCCUAUGCCUUGGACUGUCUCUCGUCAUCAUGUUCCUCUACAUCUAUAACUUCUGGGGAAGUAGCGAGAAUCUGACACACUUUGUAUCCUUCAUGACGUAUGUUGUCGUUCUCGCUGGUAUCAGCCUGGUGUGUACGGUAUUUAACGCCAUGUCAUGGACACCAGUGAAAGAUGGUUCCUGGUGUGAGGUGUUUCAUUUGGACUACACAGCAAGGCGGUUGCGCUGCCUGGCUGGUCGCAGAUUCCCGCUACCUGAAGCUUUGUUUCUUUCCCUCAUCAUUGUGUGGGUUUUUGUCAACAACUCAAUGCAGGCAGUGAAUCUUGCCCAAUACCUGACAAAACCAGCCAACGCUACACCCAAAGUCAUCGUCGACAUGCCUCUGAAUGACCCAAUUCCUGGUGAUAUCUUCAGAUUUUUAAAAAACAUAAUGGAUUUCAUCAUUUCGCUGGUUGGGCUUCCGCUGUUCGCUUCAUUUUGGUUCUACAUCUUGGUCAUGCGGAGGGCCCUGGCUGCAGAGUUGAACCUAGUCCUGAUCUUUAUCAAACGCAACGAGGGGAACCUGGUUCAGUGCAGGCGACGCAUUGCCGAGAUUAACCGAGAAUUCGGUCUCCUUCGAGAGGUCCUCGCUGUCCUGGUGCCGUUCGUUAUGGCCUCAUCCGUGCUGGGACUCACCGUCCACAUCACAUGGAACUACGACGUCUACAGCAACCCAAUGAAGAACAUCGCACGGGAGAAUUUACUCAUCAACAUCUUCAUCUUCAGUGAGAAGCUUAUGCUCCUCAUCAUUCCACUUCUCGCCGUUGGGAAUGUCAGCAUCGACUAUGUCUGGUCACAGUUUAUGUACGCCCUCUCGCGGCAGAGAAGUUUCGACAACGAAAAGUUCUGGGAUCAGCUGUUGAGUUAUGCUGUCGAGAUAAACACCGAAUGUAAAGGGCAUCACGUCAUGCUGUUUCUGGCCGUAAUUAGCUUGUACCUUGGUAGGAAUAUCACUGACCAGAAACUUGACUAUCGAGGCAUCGGCCGGGCAUUGUAACUUUGUUUUGAUCUUGGAUCAGCACUAUUAUGGUCAGUAUGGUUUGAGAAUGCAUGACCAACAACGCAGAUGAUGGCUAGGAACUAAAAUGGUGAUGUCCAAGGGAAUUUCUUCUGCCGGAGAUUCGGUCCCCCACAUUUCAAAAGAGGGCGCUACCAGAAGAAGUUUUAUCAUAAUUAUUUUACCAAGGGUACAUAAUCUCCGGGGACAUAAACCUCAACCACAUCGUCCACGGCACCAUUUUGCUAUCAUAGAUCAGCAAUGGUUAGUAGUUUGAGGCACAAGUCACCAAUAACGCAUAUGUGUCGGCUAGAACUCAAAGGGUCACGGUAGUCCAAGGGAAUUCCGUCUGCCGGUGAUUCUGCCCCCCCCCCCCAUAAUUAUGGGAAAUUGACAUGGGGUGGAGGAGGAUGGUUCAAAAGAGGGCGAUAGCAGAAGUAGUUUGCACAUAGUUCGCCAUAUGGGGGAGGGGGCCAGAAUCUCCUGCCACGGCGGUAACAACUGCACACUGAAUAAUGAGAUACGCAUACUUAUAUUAUGGAUACGUCAUGUGUAAAUAAAAUGACAACAAGUAGACAGUUAACACCUUAUAAACCCGAGGUGCAGCUUUACAACGUAUAAAAACUAAGUAGAUGGAAACUUGCUUCGUUGAUAAAGAAUGUAACUUUUGGUUACACAUACACCGAUGUGUGUUAAGCACUGUAUACUCAGUAUCUUCCCGAGCUCGGUGAAAACAAAUAACAUGCCCAA
Molecule: messenger RNA, 4593 nt
Organism: Asterias rubens (European starfish)
Lineage: Eukaryota; Metazoa; Echinodermata; Asteroidea; Forcipulatida; Asteriidae
Exons: 5
Coding region: 2839-3843 (334 amino acids)
Source: RefSeq, a predicted model, not a curated record